Messenger RNA from Sarcophilus harrisii (Tasmanian devil), 1546 nucleotides. Its product is annotated as butyrophilin subfamily 2 member A2. The coding region runs from base 208 to 981 and encodes 257 amino acids. NCBI's taxonomy places the organism in Eukaryota, Metazoa, Chordata, Mammalia, Dasyuromorphia, Dasyuridae. The record is from RefSeq and is a predicted model, not a curated record. The transcript is spliced from 4 exons.
UCUAGCUUCUUUGUACAAAAUUGUGUCCAAAAUUGUGGAAUCUUACUUUUCUUAAUAUCCAAGUUCCACUUACAAAAAGCAAAUGAAGUUUCAUUUAUUUGCAGAAUUUCCCCUUAAAAUACUCUUUUUAGCCUUUUCUCCGAUAGAGAUGAGCUGGAUCUUUCCCACUGCCUGUGAGACAUCACUAUAAAAUGGAGGCACAGUGUCAUGGAAAAAGUACAGUGCUGCAGAGAAGGUUCUUCAACAUUUACUAGCUUGGCUAUCGAUGAAUUAAGAGUCCACCCUUACACUGAUGUUACCUUGCCUUGCCAUUUCUCCUUCGUGAAAGGCACAGACGACCUUGAGUUUUACUGGGAAAGAGAAGACAUCGAAGAGGAAUUUGAGGUGGAAGAUGACAAUGAUUAUUUCCGUUUCUUCAGGUUCUAUGAUUUUUUUGAGAUGUUCUCAAAAGUGGUUUACCAGUUUAAAAAUGACAAGGAACAAGUGGAGGAACAGAACUCCAUGUAUGAGAAAAGAGUUUCUGUGGAUCGUGAAGAAAUUUCUGAAGGAAGCUUAUCCCUUUUAUUAAAAAAUGUGAAUUUCCAGGAUCAAGCAAUCUACAAGUGCUUUGCUAUGUCUCCAACUGGACGGGGAGAAAGUAAAAUUAAGCUAAUUGUAGAAGAUUCUGAGGAACCCCGAGUGGAAUUCAAGGAAAUCGAUGAUGAAACCGUGGCCACCUGCGUCUCCUCAGGCUGGUACUACUUGCCAAAUGUGACUUGGCUGGACCGGGGAGAGAGGGAUUUGUCCAAUUACAGCACCGUGGAGAUCUUCGAGGAGCAGAUGAAUGGUGCAUAUAGAGUGUAUUCUGUCCUGAGAUACCCCGUCAAACUCAAUGAGAAAUAUGUUUGUCGCAUAAUAGAGACGGAUGUGAAUUUCCAACCAUUCAGGACUAUUCGCAAGUACCCUAGAAGAAAAUUUCAUCAUUCAUAUGAUUACUAUUAACGGCCUGAAGAAGAACCACAACCUUACCCUGCUGGCAGCCAACCUGGUUUCCUUUUCUCAGAGGCAACAAUAUCCUAUUCACUACUGACACAGCUUUCCAGCUUCCUUACCAACUGCCUUCCCAAGCUCAAGAAAUCUCUGCUCCAGGCUCCUAAUCCGUUACUAUCUACUCGAACUUUUUAAAAGAGGGACUUGAUCCAUAUUUCACAUUAUUCCCAGGACUUGUCUCGUGGCUUUCUCUCAAUCCUUGCCUCCACAUUCCAGCUCACCUUUAUGUACCAUCUUCCCUCAUUAGAAUACAAACUUCUAAAGGUUAGAGACUGUCUUGCUUAUUUGUACUUGUAUUAAGAAUGCCUGGCACAUAUUAAAUACCUAAGAAAUGCUCUAUUUGUCUGUCUGUCUACCUACUUAUGGAGCAGCUAAAUGGCUUAAGAGUGCCAGGUCUCAAGUCAAAUUUGUAAGUUCAGAUCUGGGCUCAGAUACUUCCUUGCUGUAUGACCCUGGCCAAAUCACUUAAUUCUAUAUUUGCCUCUGUUUCCUCAUCUGUAAAAUAAGCCGGAGAAGA